Messenger RNA from Pygocentrus nattereri (red-bellied piranha), 2268 nucleotides. RefSeq names its product notum, palmitoleoyl-protein carboxylesterase b (gene notum1b). The record is from RefSeq and is a predicted model, not a curated record. Lineage: Eukaryota; Metazoa; Chordata; Actinopteri; Characiformes; Serrasalmidae. The coding region runs from base 149 to 1642 and encodes 497 amino acids. Gene Ontology annotation, molecular function: hydrolase activity. The transcript has 11 exons.
UACAUUUACAUGACAACUUUUUAUUUUUGAACAACAAAAAUUCCGGCAAACUUGGGCUUUAAUUCUGGAACAAAACACCAGGAGUUUUGUAUCAAAAAGAAAAGUAUUGGUGGACUGGUGGAGUAAACGUUAAGAGUCUUGUUUGGAGAUGGGUGGUGGGACAUUUGCUCUGGCCGUGUUGGUGACUCUCUUACUGGUCGAGGUUGCAGAGGGCAGGAGGCCACGGGGGGGCCGAAUGCAUUCAUCGCCCUCCUACCGGGGCAGGAGUGAAAGUCCAGAGAGUUUUCCCCUGGACUUCACACCAGUAGAAGGUAACAUGGACACGCUGAUGCGGCAGGUGCAGAACCUGGCCCAGUCUCUGUACCCCUGCUCCACCCGCAGGCUAGACCAGGACAUGAAGCUGCGUUUUCUGGACAACUCUACAGUCACCUGCAAUGACGGCUCAUCUGCAGGGUACUACAUAAAGGAGUCUAAAGGAAGCAGAAGGUGGUUGGUGUUCUUGGAGGGUGGAUGGUACUGCUUCAGUAAAGAAAACUGUGACAGCAGGUAUGACACCAUGAGGAGGCUGAUGAGCUCCAGCAGGUGGCCCAGCACUCGCACAGGUACAGGCAUUCUGUCUCCUCAGCCUGAGGAAAACCCACACUGGUGGAAUGCAAACAUGGUAUUCAUUCCUUACUGCUCCAGUGAUGUGUGGAGUGGAGCUUCGCCAAAAACAGACCAAAAUGAUUAUGCCUUUAUGGGCUCUCUGAUCAUUCAGGAAGUUGUGAACGAACUUCUGACCAAAGGACUGGACAAUGCUAAAGUCCUUUUGCUGGCAGGGAGCAGUGCUGGAGGUACAGGGGUGCUGCUGAAUGUGGACCGUGUGGCUGAGCUCCUGAAAAGCCGAGGUCACGGGUCAGUUCAGGUCAGAGGCUUGGCUGACUCUGGCUGGUUUCUGGACAAUAAGCAGUAUCGCCGCACAGACUGUGUGGACACCAUCAGCUGUGCUCCCACAGAGGCCAUCAAACGGGGCAUCAGGUACUGGGGAGGCGUUGUACCUGAGCGAUGCAGACUGGCUCACACAGGAGAGGAAUGGAACUGCUUCUUCGGCUAUAAAGUCUAUCCAACACUGAAAAGUCCAGUCUUUGUGGUGCAGUGGUUGUUUGAUGAGGCUCAACUGACAGUAGAUAACAUCCAUCUAACGGGUCAGCCGGUACAGGAGGGUCAGUGGCGGUACAUUCAGAACCUGGGUAUCGAGCUCAGGAACACCCUCAAAGACAUCCCGGCAAUGUUUGCACCCGCCUGUUUAUCACAUGAGGUGAUCACAAGAAAUUACUGGAUGGACGUGCAGGUGAAGGGCACAUCUCUGCCACGUGCACUCCAGUGCUGGGACCGCAGCCUCCACCACAGCCCCCGUAAUCAUGGCAACAGCAGCAGCAGUAGCCCCCGCUCUGUGCCCCGAGGUUGUCCACUGCACCUCAUCGACAGCUGCCCCUGGCCGCACUGCAACCCCACCUGUCCCACCAUCCGUGACCAGCUGACAGGACGGGAGAUGAACGUGAUCCAGUUCCUCACGCAUAUGGGCUUCGACGUGCAGCGCAUGGCACAGCAGCAGGGCCUGGAGCCCAGCAAACUACUGGGCAUGCUCAACAGCGGCACCUGAGCGGAGCCACAUACAGGCAGGCUGAAGAAUGAAGAGUUGGAGAGGAACUAGCUAGUCAGAACACAUUAGAAAGAACUGCACUAGCCAAUUAAAUUUCAACAAGAAUGUAUGAGGGAAAGUCUGAUGGGUUUACACAUUGUGUUUUUAUGAAUUAGGCUGCAAAAGUUUGCGGUUUAGCAGUUUGGCCUUUCAGAGUUGGACACUCUGACAAAAAACACAUUAUAAAAAAGAUCAUAAAUGUACAGUCAAUGGCAACUUUAUUAGACUCCCCUUCCAUGUAGCUCCACCUUGCUGUUCUUCAUCCUCAUCAAUGGCCAGUUUCUGACCACAAAGCCAAUCAUGGUUGGAUGUUUUUGGGUUGUGGGCAACCUAGCAAUGAUACUAUCAUGUGUAAAACAGUUCAGGCUAUGUAUCUUAAAAAUUUUAUAUGAGGGAAAAAAAACAUUUAUAGUUCCUGCCAGUGCCCUUAUGGGAUUGUAGCAAAUGUUAGCACAAAGCUAAUGACGAUUCACAUUUUUGGCUGUUCUAGAUUAAACAUGGAUAUGAAAAGUUAUAAAAGACACUCAAUGCUUUAUUUCAAGGUUGUAACAGUAAAGAGGAAAGAGACAGUAAAGAGCCCUUUCAUA